AUGGCCUUGUCCCCUGACCCCAUCCCUGUCCCCGCCAGCCCACCAAGGCCGCAGGUCCCCCCUCGCCCCAAUGCAGCUUGCGGCUUGCGGAGCUUGUUCCCCGGCGCGCGCUGCUGGGACUCGAUGUGGGGUGCAACUCGGGGCUUGUUCCCCGCGGCGGUCCGCCCGCUGCUGGGACUCGAUGUGGGGUGCAACUCGGGGGAGCUAAGUGUGGCUCUGUACAGGCAUCUCCUUGGCCUUCAGGAGAGUGAAGGCAGCCUGGACCAGCCUGCAGCUGGAAAGGAUCUGAACCUUCUGUGCUGUGACAUUGAUCCGGUGUUGAUUGAGAGGGCUCAGCAGUGCAGCCCCUUUCCUGCCUCCAUAUCCUUUGCCAACCUGGACAUCAUGGACUCCAGUGCGAGGGAGCCAUUCCUGAGCUCCUACCUGGGCCGUUUUGGCCGCUCCACCUUUGACAUUGGUUUUUGCAUGUCUGUGACCAUGUGGAUCCACCUGAAUCAUGGGGAUAAUGGCCUCAUGGAGUUCCUGUCCUUCCUCUCCUCUCUGUGCAAGUACCUGCUGAUUGAACCUCAGCCAUGGAAGUGCUACAGGGCAGCCGCACGCCGCCUUCGGAAGCUGGGCAGAAAUGACUUUGAUCACUUCCGAUCUCUUGCUAUCAAUGGGGAUAUGGCAGAGAGGAUAACGCAGAUCUUAACGAAGGACUGUGCCAUGGAGCUGGUGUGUUGCUUUGGGAGCACCAGCUGGGACAGAAGUCUCUUGCUUUUUAAAUCAAAUGGCUCAAAUUACGAGGGCAGGGAGUCUUCAGAACAGGAGCAGUGAUUGAGAAAUGGCCUCUCGCAUUCACGAAUGUAUAGGCAAGGAGGUGCUUGCUGUUGACACAGUCAGAUCUAGGAAUUCCUAAAUCCCUAUUGGGACUAGACCUUGACCUCCCUAGGGAGUUCGAGGCAAGUAAUGUCUGUGUGUUUUGUUUUUUUUUUCCCCCCUUUCCAUCUGCAAAAUGCGGUGGCAGUUUUAACCCACCUUUUGGGUUCUGAGAUUGCUGUUCCUAGAAAGUGCUCUUGAAAUCAGAGUUGCUACGUAUGUGCUUUCUAUGUGUACCAAGAAUAUUCCCUGGAAGAAGAGAAAACAUGCCUUUUUUUGUCCCUGGAGCUUUUCAAGGAAAGGGGACAUUUCUGUUGACCCGUGCGAUGCACUGUUUGUUCUGCUUCUUGUCAUGUUUUCUGUAUAAAAUGCUGUUGGAAAAUAUAUAACCUGGUUUACCACCUAUGAACAAGUGAGUUGGAUCGUUGCAGAGGCUGUCUGGUCAACAGGUUGCCCAGAGAGGUGGUGGAUGCCCCAUCCCUGGAAACAUUCCAGGUCA
Aptenodytes forsteri (emperor penguin) is the source of this 1357-nucleotide messenger RNA. RefSeq names its product BCDIN3 domain containing RNA methyltransferase (gene BCDIN3D). Gene Ontology annotation, cellular component: cytoplasm. The record is from RefSeq and is a predicted model, not a curated record. The coding region runs from base 1 to 816 and encodes 271 amino acids. Gene Ontology annotation, biological process: miRNA metabolic process; negative regulation of pre-miRNA processing. The transcript has 3 exons. Gene Ontology annotation, molecular function: RNA methyltransferase activity; O-methyltransferase activity. Lineage: Eukaryota; Metazoa; Chordata; Aves; Sphenisciformes; Spheniscidae.